Molecule: messenger RNA, 1881 nt
Organism: Neocloeon triangulifer
Lineage: Eukaryota; Metazoa; Arthropoda; Insecta; Ephemeroptera; Baetidae
Product: decapping and exoribonuclease protein-like
Exons: 6
Coding region: 276-1316 (346 amino acids)
Biological process (GO): nuclear-transcribed mRNA catabolic process; NAD-cap decapping
Cellular component (GO): nucleus; cytosol
Molecular function (GO): mRNA 5'-diphosphatase activity
Source: RefSeq, a predicted model, not a curated record
ACUCCUAAAUCUGGAUGCGACUGUGUAGUUGUGUGCGACUUUUCAUUGGGAAGAACCAAAAUUUUCGGGGCUUGAUAUAGACUGUAGACCUCUAUCCUCUAUCUGCACACUCACAAUCAGUAGUUGACUGAAUGUCUGAAGCAGAAACUGUUGAGAAGCCAAAGAGCACACACGUUGGAUUUGAUUUCCAUUUUCAACAAAUUAUUUAAACGUGAUAAGCGGUUAAUUUUAACUAAGAAGAGCACACCAGAGGAAUUUCUCCAUAAUAUAAUAAAAUGGAGGGCUUAUUUCAAGUGCGAGUGAUCGACUGGUACACCAAAGACGAAAAAGGUACUUUUGGCAAGGAUGAGGAGCUCGCGCGCUUCUUAUACAUGCCAAAAGGAUCCAUCAACUUUGAUUUGAACCGGAGCCAUCCAGAGGAUCGAUGGAAGGAAGCCGACCAUUAUACGAGGGAACAAAACUUGGACACACUUUUGGAGUGGAUUGUGAAGAAUUGCAAUGACGCAAGAGGCCGGCCAAAAAGGUUGGAAGCCGAAUUCGCGUCUUUCAGGGGCAUGCUGCGGAAGAUCAUGUGCGCCCAAUAUGAGAAGAAUAGAUCUGAGAGUUUGAAGAUUUGCGCCAUUAAGGCCAAAGGGACUAUUUACUUGUGCCGUUUCUACACUGCAGAAAAUGAGCAGAACUGCACUCAACAGAAUGAAGAUCAUGAUCAAGUCCGCUUCACCAAAUAUGGACGAGUUUUUGAGCACUACAUGGUUUCAAACCGUCCUGGAGUCAAGCCAGACGUCCGCCAGCCCUUGUCUGAAUUCCAAGAAUUCUGCUGCGUCUACAAAUCUCGAUUUGGGGUAAACAGUAUGAUUUACUGUGCUGAAGUCAAUGGCCUCGGCAAAGAAGAGGAUCUGAAGCAAAUUGAUCGUGCAAGUCUGUAUGAGCUAAAGACUUGCAAGGAGAAGCCCAAUCCAUAUUCGUUGGCUCGAUACAAGAAGAUCACAUGGUGGGCUCAGAGCGUCCUGGCUAAAAUUGAUUCCGUCGUUGUUGGAUACAGAAAUGAUAGCGGAUUUGUAAGGGAGGUGGAAGUGUUGCCAGUACAUGACAUUCCACGACAAGCCAAAGGUUGGGAUGCAAACAGCUGCAUGCUUUUCCUUCAAGAUUUCCUGCGCCAGGUCAAGGACGAGAUGAUGAAUGCGCGCAAGGAGGAGGUUUUUGAGUUCACCUGGUACCCUGGACAAACUCAUUUCUCAGCGAGAAAACUACCACGCAACAAUGAUUGCUAUUUCAUCCCAGAGUGGUACCUACAGUGGCUGAAAAACAUGCCGUAGGAUUUGAUUUCCUUGAUAAACCAAAUUGUUCAAAGUCAGCCUGAAUUAUGUCUUUAGACAAAUUAUGUCAAAGAAGGAUAACAACAAAUGAACAAAUAUUUUAACUAGCCAUCCCUUAUAGUUCAAACUGUUCAAAGCAAUGGAAUUUUAUGGCUUUAAAAUUAGAUGCCGAGGAUUUUAUUGUGGAACAACUAAAAAAUAAUAAAAAAUAUUGUCAAUUCUUUACAGUAGAAAAAAUGAUAAUAAUGUAAUAUGUAAAAAAGGGUUGAACUUAAACAGUUUAAAAAACAUAAGCCAAUGAGUCUACAGAUUUGGAUGGAUUUGAAAAAAUGGAACAAAUAAUGAAUUGAAAAAAAAAAAUUUCAUGUCUAGCUUUAAAAUUAUAUUACUGACAUUUAUUUGAUAAAACUCAUAAUUAAGGAUAAUGCAAUUGCCAAAAAAUCUUGCUUUCUAAAAGAAUUUCAGGGAAAUACUUUUGAGAAAGUUUUAGAAAAAUACUUUUAAAUAAAAAAGUAAAAAUUUUAUCUGUAAUGAACGUUUCGUAAUAAAAUACAUAUAUCUUCAA